AUGGCCGCCUUUUUGUUGAGGGCCGUGAUGCUGCUCGCCGCCAGCGCCAGCGCGCUGAAUCUCCCCAUGGCGGGCCGGCCAGCCAGUGCGGCGCCGCCCAGCUUUGUGCAGACGGAGAUGCGCGGCGCGGCGAUGAAGCUGCACACGCGCGACCAGUCGCCCCGCGAGGGCCAACAGCCCGCCCAGACGCCCGUCAAGGCGUGGGAGCCGCAGCGCGAGGACUACCUCCAGUUCCUCGUGGACUCGCGCCACGUCUUCGCGGCCUCUGAGGUCGCCCUCCCCUACCCCACGGCCAUCAUCGCGAGGACGGAGCGGCUGGCGCCCUUCCGCGACUCUGGCCUCGAGCGCGCCGCUUCGCUCAGCGAGGUCUAA
Emiliania huxleyi CCMP1516 is the source of this 372-nucleotide messenger RNA. RefSeq lists its product as hypothetical. The coding region runs from base 1 to 372 and encodes 123 amino acids. The record is from RefSeq and is a predicted model, not a curated record. Lineage: Eukaryota; Haptophyta; Isochrysidales; Noelaerhabdaceae. Gene Ontology annotation, molecular function: heme oxygenase (decyclizing) activity. The transcript has 4 exons.